ACGAAUUUUGGAGGCAAAUUCCAGGAAAAAUGCAAGAAAAUUGUGACAAUUUGACUCAAAUAGGUUGAACUGGACUGCAAAAUUCCUCGCAAACAUGGGAUGGACUAAAGAUGAGGUGGAUAAAUAUGUGGCUAAAGUGGAAAGGAAUAUUGACAGCACCAGAGAGAAAAAUCUCAAAGGAUUUGCAUUUGCUCGGCUUUACAGAGAGGCCCGAGACAACGUGAAAGCCAAAAGACAUCUCGAAGCCUAUCUCAGCGUCAAUGAGAGCGAUUUCAGGGGUCAUAGAAUGAUGGGACAGCUGUUUGAAGAAACAGGAAAUCUUGAAAAAGCAUUACUUUCUUACAGAAGAUCCCUAGACCUGAACAACACCCAACAUGAUCUAGUCCUCAAAGUUGUGGAACUGUAUUGCCAAGUUCCAGUUGAUCCAGGCAGAGCAAGAGCCUGGGCAGACAGAGCAGCAAGACUCUACCCUGGCCACACAGCUGUGUUUAAACUCAGAAUGCAUCUACUGGAGUCUGUGGGCAAGAUUGAUUAUGAACAAAUGGAAGAUCUCAUCUCCGAGGAAAUGACCAAAAGACCAAGAGAUGCCAAGCUGCAUAUCAGGUUAAUCAAAGUUUAUGCUGCAACAGGUCGUUUAGUUGAGGCAUAUUCUCACUGUGCAUCCGUAGUCAGAACAAAAGCAUUUGAUGGUGACCAAGAAUGGUGGAUGUGUGCUGUUGAUGUUUUUGAGAAAUACAUGGUGAAACAGGACAAAAUGAUUCACUCUGACCGAGAUAUUGGGCCAGGACAUGUUAUCUUGGACUCACACGCACACCUAAUGGCUGCACUAUCACAGCUCUUGAAUCUUUUUAUGAAGACUGAAAAAACUAGAGAAACUAUCAACUUGUUCUACAGAUUAGAUCAUUGUUUAACAAUGGCACAUGAGAGAAAAGUCCGUAGCACAGCAAGAGGAAGUCACUCACAGAAAUAUGAAUGGGAUGUAGUUCUUACUGAGAUGAGAGGACAGUUGUACUUACACUGUGCAACUCUUAUCCUGAAACUAGCUAAGGAGAAUUACCUAACAUGGCCAAGAGCCCUAAAACUAGCCAGUGUGUGUUACACCAUGUGUGCCCAAGUGCAAGAACCAGAUAUUACUACUCCAUGGGUUGCUACAGCACCAAAGAAUAAAGAUGCACUCAGAUGGUAUCAUAUGGCAUGCUACAGGCUAAGUCAUGCAGGUCACCUACUUGAAGCAGUUAUUCACAAGUAUGGAGAAGAAUGGUUGGAUAAUUGUAUCUCUGACUGGUGUACUCAACAGGGUCAGGAAGAAAUUUUGAAUACAGUGUAUGGUGAACAUCGAGAUAAAUCAAAGUCGUUCCUGGCAAAUGAUGAAGAGUUUUUUCUUCUUGAAAUAAACCUUCCAUCUGUUGAACAGCUAGUCAAGUAUGAUGAAGUUUGUGUUGGCAAUAAUCCUAGGAACCUUGAGCUUAUAACAUGGAUAGGAUUACAUUGGUAUCAUUAUGAGCGAAGCAUCAGGCCAGGAGUGGGUGUGAUUGUUGCUAGAAUCUUUGACGGACUGAGGAUGGAUGUUCCCAACAUUGAACAAACUGCUGCAGAUACGUUAUGCUUAAGAGACCUUGAGGCCUUUGUGUAUGCCGUAAUACGAACAUCAGCAGCAAAGUUCCUUGAGGACCAAGAUUUGUACAUUCCUGAUUACCAACCACAAAUCCUGCCACAACAGUUGUGUGACUGUCUGACUUCACCUGCACAAGAAGAAUGGUGGUUGGCUGCAUACAACUUGUAUGCUGGUGCUGCAAGUGUCAGCAGUGCAGGCAGGGUAAGAGCAACUGUUCAACAAGGCCUAGAAGUGAUCCGUGCUCUUGGUGUCCAUGGCUUACAUGUACGGCUUCUUAUCUAUCUUGCUUUCAACUUUGGAGACAAGGCAUCCUAUUUGAAAACAGCUGGGGUCAGUCCUUGGUACUAUGAAGAACACUGGAAGAGCCUGCAAGCAAGAAGUCUUCACUACUGGAAAGAAGCUCUUAUUUUACUUGAAAAAAUUGAAAGAAAUGAAAACAUCCCUGUCAGAAAGGAUUCUCUUUUCCCCUUACUUCAGAACUCCUUAAUGAAAAUUGAUAUCAAGUUCAACAUUCAAAAAGCCAGGCUUAUCCUUGGUGAGGCAGCCCUGAGAGAAGGAAAGAUUGAAGAGGCAAUGGAAAUGUUUGAACAAGUCAAGACAACACAAGGAAUGUGGAACCUUGCACAGAUUUACAAGUACCUUGCAAAUGUUGAAGCACAAGCUGCAGCAUCAGAAGAUCUUGGUUCAGAUGCUCAGUCUGGUACACCAGCACAGGAGUACUACAACUGCUUGAAUAAAGCCAGAGAACUGCUGCUUGCCUGCUUAGACAAGGUCCCUAGUGAAGAGAGGCGACGACAGACUCUACAGGAUGAACUGAAUGACAUUGAAGACAUGUUGAACGAAGAUCCAAACAGAGCUCAAGCCAAUCCAAGAAAGCAGCUUGACUUCCGGCAGCUUGACUUCCAAGCGAGUCGCAGCUCCACCACCAUGUCAGACGUCCAAGAAUCAGAAGACAAUUUCUGGCUGGAACAGCCACAAGAUGCAAGUUCCAAAGAUUUGAUUGCCAAACUAAGCGAGGUGACAUUAAACAAUGGCUACUUACAAGAGCAGAUGGCGGUCAGAGAUCAACAUCUUCAGCAGCUCAACAAUAAAGUUCACAGCCUAGAGACUGAACUUCGUGAACUAAAACGCCAUGGAUUUUCAGGAUUCAUGAGUCCUACAAACUACCCAAGUCCUGCUCCUGUACCAAGUAUACCAGCACAGCAUAACUUGCCACUAUUUACUAGUCCAGUAAGUCAAGGGGCUGCUUCGUACGAUGCCAUGGCUACUACUCCAACAUACUCCCGGCAACAAACACCACAGAAUGGUCGACCACUGGAGUCGACACCCGUUGCCAAACCGUCAGUAAAAUCACGACUUGGACCGAGAAUUCCAGUCGUGACUAGCCCAGAGCCACCGAAAAUCGAUUCCAAGUUCUUUGCUGGACUGAGUCAAAAGAAUAGUCCAGAGAAGAAAAGUGAUCUAGAGCAGAGCGAAGAAGGCGAGUCAGAGCAAGGAAGUGUACGUCAUGAUUCUACUUCAUUUGAUGAUGGAAUCCACUUUGAACCUAUCAUCCCUCUGCCAAAACAGAUUGAAAAGAAAACUGGAGAAGAAGGGGAAGUUGUCUUGUUUAGUAAGCGUGCUAAGCUUUACCGGUACGACAAAGACCUAAAAUCCUGGAAAGAACGAGGAACGGGGAACUUGAAGAUACUUAGUGCUGUUGGUCAAACCCGAUUUCGAAUUCUCAUGAGACGCGAACAUAUCUUGAAGAUCUGUGCCAACCAUCUCAUCACCACGGAAAUGGAACUCAAACCUCUCCAGGCUGGUUCUCAAAACACUUUAGUCUGGAACACUGCUGCUGAUUUUGCUGAUGAAACUCCUAAUGUCGAACAACUUGCUGUAAGAUUUAAAAUGGCAGAGGAAACUGCAGAGUUCAAGGCAGUAUUUGAGAACUGUAAGGGUAAAUUAUCUGGUGUCACGACUUCUCCAUUCAGAUUAAACAGGAUAGAAAAGGGUAAAGCAGGAGUGACCAAAGAACCUGGGAGCUGGGAAUGUGGUAUCUGUUCCAAGUCCAAUUUGCCUAAUACUUUUAUCUGUGCUGCAUGUGGUGCCAACAACACUGACAACAGUGCCGCAGCUCCAUCAGCAACCCAGACGGAUGGUGCAUUAGUUUCAGGUAACACCAAGUCCUCGCUUUUUACUAAGUUUUUACCCAAGGCUGGAAGCUGGGAAUGUACUCAAUGUUUGGUGGUUAAUGAAGAAAAGGAAACUGAAUGUGCAGCUUGUGGUCAAAGCAAACCCUGCACUAAAGAUUCUGUUGUCACAGAGACAAACACUUCAAACAUUUUUACACAGCCGGCUUUCCACUUGCCCAAAACCGGGUUCGGCUCUGCAGAAAAAGCUAAAGAUUUUGAUAUUACUCCUAAAGGGGCGCCAAAUGUUUCCUUUGAACCUCAGAACAGUGCAUUUAACAAACCAUCAACAGACUUUUCAUCUGCAUUGCCUCAAGGAAAUGAAAAACAGGCAUCAAUUCAAGAGCCAGAUGCAACUCAGAAAUUUCCAUUUGAGUUUAAUCCUGCACCAUUAAAGCCUGACGAAUCGGAAGAAACUAGCUUCAAAAGAGGGGGUUUUGGGCAGAAGCCUGCACCCUUUUCUUUUAGCUUCAAACCAUCAACUUCUUCGAGUUCUCCUUUGUCAUUCAGUUUUGGCAAAACUCAAGCACCUUCAUUUACUUUGGCGCCAUUUGGUGUGUCUACCACCCCAAAUCCUUCGAGUCAAGUGAAUACAAGUUCAUCGCCAGUUGGUUUGUCAUUCGGAUCUCCUAGUAAUGGAACUCCUAAGUCUGAAGGAGCGCAAAACAAAGACGAUUCAAAGGAAGUGAAGUCUUUGACAUUUAGUACUUCACCAAGUAAUGCUUUGCCAGGAUUUGACAUUGACAAUGAUAAUGAAGAAGAAAAAGGCUCUGCCUCAGGUGAUGCUGUCGUCCCAAAUUCAGCAUGUGUAUCCUCAGAAAUGUCUUCAGCUUCUCAACAGACUGCACCAGCUUCGUCAUCUGUUCUUUCCACCAUCCCACCACAAUUGUUCUGGCAACAACAACUGGAAGAAAAGUUCAGAUUUGGUAACCUUCACAAAACAGAACCGUUAGCCGGAAUGGCGCCAGCAGUUGUAACACCCUCAAGUGGUAAACCCGAUGCCAUGUAUCCUGCGUCAUUUAUCUUAAGUAAACUUGCAAGCAAAAGUGCAAGUGCUUCUGUGGCAUCACAACCAGUCCAAGGAAUGGGUGAGAAUGCAGGGAAUUUACCAUCACUACAACAAAUAAAAGACAAGUCUCUGGCACAUGGGUUAGCUUCAAAGGGGCCCCAGCCUCCAGACUUGUUGAUGUCACUUUUACAAAGCAAACCUAGGGAAACUGUAACCUCCAGUAGUAACCAGCUACAGGGUUCGUCAAACUUUUCAACAGUUACUCCAGACGAUUCUUCGAAAACGAGUGAGGAUUUGGAUGACUACUCUGAUGACGUUGAGACUGAAUCUGAAGAGUCCGGUAGCUAUCAUUCUAGUGACGAAUACGACGAAGAAGAAGAUAACAGUUAUUCUAACGAGGAUGAUCUCAACAACACAGUGGUAUCCCAACCUAGUCCCACUACGCAUCAGCUUCUACCUCAAGGACAAAACCUGAUGCAAAUGCCUCCUCUAAUGAGUAUAACGCCUGGUGUAUCUGCAAGGAAGUUCUUAACAGCGCGAAGUCCUCUGAAGAAAGGCCAACCCAAAAAUGAUGAUUGCUUUGUUAUCUAUGAAAUAAGGGCGACAAUGACAGAUCGAGAUAAGGCUUCUCGACUUCUCUUACCUUUGAAUUUUUUCUAUCAUGCAAGAACAGAGCCUUGUCCUGGAUGUUUGGGCUGUGACAAUAAUGUGCGCUUGAAGAUGAAACAAGAUGUUUUGAAAAAACCAGAAAAAGACAACAUGGCAACAACAACUCAAUUAAAACCUGAAGACUCUGCAAAACCAUCUUCAGAAAAAGAAAAUCAUAUCUUUGGAACUUCACUAGGAGCCAAGCCAUUAUCGUUUGCAUCGUUUUCCACAACAGCUGGCGCGACGUUCGAGAAAAAGGACACAACUCAUCUUCUGUUUCCAAUGGCGGGACAGCAGCUUUUUGGAUCUCCAGUAAAUGAUGCAUCAGAUGAAACAGAUAUUUAUUUCAAACCUCUCAUUCCUCUUCCUGAGCUAAUCAAAGUGACCACGGGUGAAGAAGAUCAUACUCUGUUGUUCUCAGAAAGAGCACGAUUAUACCGUUUUGAUGCAAGUGCCUCCAUGUGGAAAGAGAGAGGAAUUGGAGACAUAAAGCUUCUGUUGGACAACAAAACUGGCCGAGGAAGAGUGGUGAUGAGGAGAGAACAAGUCCACAAACUCUGUGCCAAUCACUGGAUUACAGAAGACAUGGAACUGAGAACCAAUUCCACUUCUGAUCGGUCUUGGGUGUGGCAGACCCUUGCAGACUUCUCUGAGGAAAUGCCUUCUCAAGAAAAGCUUGCUGUACGCUUUAAAUCGCCAGAAAUAGCUAUGAAGUUUAAAGAUGAAUUUGAUGAUUUGGUUGCACUUGCAAGGAAAAACCCGAAAGAAAACAAAAAAGCUGGGAAGAUGUCUGAAAAAGCAUCUGAAGUAGGCAAGGAAGUGGGAGUUAUAAAUGAACAGGCGAGUGUAACACCCACUAGUACAUCAACAGCUUCAGUCUUCGAAACGCCUAACAGGGGACAGAGUUCAGAGGAAGUUGAUGGGAUAGAUUCUUUAAUGAACAAGUUUAAACCCAAGGCGGGAGCAUGGGAAUGUAAAGCUUGUCUGAUCCAAAACAAUCCUGGCAUUACCACCUGUGCCGCAUGUAACACACCCAAACCGGGGCAAACAUCAGAACCAGCACUAAAUAUCCAAACACCACAGACGUUUACCUUAGGCACUUCUCAGAGUAGUGGGUUCAGUACAACAAAAUCUGCCACUCUCCAGUUUGGACAACAACAACAACCGAGUCAACCUGAUGGCAUAGCUCAAAGUAAGGCUUUAGAAAAGCCUGUGUUCACUAUUGGACGAGGUGACGCCCCAGAGGAGGAAUUAGAGGAAGAUACCUACAGACACAGCCCAAGCAAGACGUCUCCUAACAAAACCCCUUCAAAAACUACUCCAACCUCAUUAAUACCUCCCACAAGUGGAACCUCAGCUAGCCCUGUUACAGGAUUCGCCUUUGGGUCAUUGUCCCACACGAAGUUUAAUUUCAAACUGGAGUUGUCACAAGAUAAGGAGCCAUUAAAAAAUUCUCUAAAGUCCCCACAAUCUCCCACAUCUCCAGAGUCCCCAGGUAGGCACCCAGAAGCUGAAGAUGAUAACAUUCAUUUUGAACCCAUCAUUCCACUACCCAAGAAGAUUACCAAGAAAACUGGAGAGGAAAAUGAUGAAGUCCUUUUUUGCCAACGAGCAAAGUUGUACCGAUUUGAUAAAGAAGGAAAUCAGUGGAAGGAACGUGGAUUAGGUGACAUUAAAAUCUUAAGAAGCACUAGUUCUGGCAAGUGCCGUGUUGUUAUGCGACGGGACAUUGUAUUGAAGCUUUGUACCAAUCACCAAAUUACGCCAGAAAUGACUUUGAAACCUAAUGCAGGAUCUGAGAAGUCCUGGGUGUGGAAUACGCUUGCAGACUUUGCGGAUGAAGUUCCUAAACAAGAGACAUUGGCAGUCCGCUUCAAGACUGCUGAGAUUGCUCUGAGCUUCAAAGAUGCUUUUGAAAAAGGAAAAGAGGGAAAAUCUCAACCCCAGGUUUCGGAAGGUGAAGGCGAGCAGGUAUCACCAAAGGAAGACGAUAGCACUCUAACACAAAAAAGUGAAGAGACGCCUUCAAAGCAGUCAACAGAAGAUAAAGAAUUACACGACAAAAGUUCUGUUGCAGAAAAGUCCAAAGAUGACAUCGAGAAGACCGAAAGUAAAAAGGAGGAACCCCAAUCAUCAGGUUUCCUAUUUGGAUCUUCAAACAUCUCAUCGUUGUCCUUCGCUUCAAUUGCUUCAAAUAUUGAUUCUAGUCUUGGAAUCUUAGGAAGCACUAAGAACAAGGAAGAGUUUAAACCUGGCGUACCACUCUUUUCAAGAUCUCCAGCUCACCGUAAAGAAAGCGAAGGAAGUGAAGGUGAAGAACACCAUGAAGAUGGUCCCCACUUUGAACCACUCGUUCCCUUGCCAGAGAAAGUAGAAGCACGAACUGGCGAGGAAGAGGAGGAGUUAAUUUUCUCCCAUCGAGCCAAGUUGUACAGGUUUGACCGGGACUUAAAACAGUGGAAAGAACGGGGAGUUGGUGAUAUUAAGAUUCUACUUCACAAAAAGAAUAGUCGUGUUCGUAUUCUAAUGCGUCGAGAUCACAUCCUCAAGAUCUGUGCCAAUCAUUAUGUUACUCCUGACAUGACUCUUAAUCCAAAUGGCACCUCAACUAAAUCAUGGGUUUGGAAUACACUUGCAGAUUUUUCAGAUGAAGAAGUUAAGGCAGAACAAUUGGCAGUUCGGUUUAAGCAUGAGGAGACUGCUCGAGAGUUCAAGGAAAAGUUUGAUAAGUGCCACGAAAAGUUGGUGCAACACAAAUCUGAAGUAGAUGAUAAGAGUAAAACCACUGCUGUCAAAAUAACCGAUGAUUCUCAAGAAAGUAUCGUUCAUAAAGAAGAGAAAGAUAAAAGCUUUAGUGAAGGAUCAAACGUCGAAGAAAAGAGGUCAGACAUUUCACCACAGGAAACGAAAGAUUCAUUAAUGGACAAGUUCAAAACGAAGCCAGGGUCCUGGGAGUGUGAAGUUUGUCUUGUACCCAAUGAUGCAGAUUCUACGAGUUGUGCAGCAUGCUCUUCGCCUAAACCUGGCGCUGAUACAAGCCAAGCGGUUUCAUCUACCCAAAGCAAGCCAGCGCCGUUUAGUUUUGGUGGACCUGAAGCUACUGGGUUUUCAUUUACGCAGAAUAACAGUUCAGCUCCAGUAUCAUUUGGUGGCGUUACUUUCGGACUCCAAGCAACUGACACCUUUGGUAAUGAAAGUGUACCGAAUGAAGAUACAGCUGCCGCCAAACCCGCUACCACCAACGUUUUUGGAUUUGCAGCAGAUUCAACUCCAACGCAAGAUACAAAGAAAGAUUCAUUAAUGGAUAAGUUCAAAACGAAGCCAGGGUCCUGGGAGUGUGAAGUUUGUCUCGUACCCAAUAACGCAGAUUCUACAAGUUGUGCAGCAUGCUCUUCGCCUAAACCUGGUGCUGACACAAGCCAAGCUGUCUCAUCUACCCAAAGCAAGCCAGCGCCGUUUAGUUUUGGUGGACCUGAAGCUACUGGGUUUUCAUUUGGACAGAAUAACAGUUCGGCUCCCGUACCAUUUGGUGGUAUUACCUUCAGAGUCCCAGUAACUGACACCUCAUCUCAAAAACCACAAUUGGUAUUUGAUAAUGAAAGUGUACCGAAAGAAGAUACAGCUGCCGCUAAACCCGCUACCACCAACGUUUUUGGAUUUGCAGCAAAUUCAUCCAAUUCUGCUAGUAAAGUGCCAGGAUUUACCUUUGGAUUUUCCGGUUCUGACCAAACCACUACAGACAAAGACAGUGUGUCCUCUGCUGUUAUGACAGAAGCCGUGAUUCAACCCAAAAAAGAACCCAAGACAGAAAAGGCAGAUGCUGAUUCCACAGAUGCUGCUGAAAAAAGAGAACAGGAUACAGUAGAUCUGGCUUUGACCAGUGUUGUCGAACCGAGUGAGGAAGAGAAACGCCGCGCUCGAAGUCUUCUCCUUCCAGAAGGGUUCUUUCUGUACGAACGACAACCACAAGCUCCUAGCAGUGUUGUUAAAGCCAAAACAACUUCUCCUGAUCGUUUACUAGUCGAAAGUAAAAUAACAACAGGGGAAGAAGCAAAGAAAAGCGAAGAACCAAAAACUGUGUUUGGAUCUUCAUCAGGGCUAUCAUUUUCUUCAUUUUCGGAUGUGUCCACUGACAAGGGCUUUCAGUUUGGUAAGCAAAAAUCAAGUAAAGGAUUUGCGGGACAAGGCACACAGCUGUUCAGCUCGCCACGAGGCACCGAUGACGGUACAGAAGAUGAUCAGGAUAUCUAUUUUAAACCUCUCGUGAGCCUUUCUGAGAUUGAAGUAGUUACUGGUGAAGAAAAUGAAGAAAAGCUAUUCGGCCAUCGAGCAAAGUUGUAUAGAUUUGAGAGCUCAGUUUCACAGUGGAAAGAGCGUGGAGUUGGCGAUAUUAAAAUACUUAAGAACAAAAACAACAAUAAAUUCAGAGUUGUUAUGCGAAGGGACCAGAUCCACAAACUUUGUGCAAACCAUGUUAUUACAACUGAUAUGAACCUGGUCCCCAAUGCCGGGAAUGAUCGUUCGUGGGUCUGGUAUACCUUGGCGGAUUUAUCUGAAGAAGAACCGACGGCAGAAAAGCUAGCAGUUAGGUUCAAAUCGCUUGACACAGCAAAAGAGUUUAAGAAAGUAUUUGAAGAAUGUCAGAACAUUUUAAGGCAGCAAAAAGAAGAGUGCUCGGUUUCCGAGGUCGACAGUACCAGUAGUGAGACAGAUAAAGAAGCUGUUAAAGAACCAAUGCAAACCUCAAGUACUAGUGGACGGCAGGGAGAUUCCGUUUCUGAAGUUGACAGUACAACUAACGCAACUGACAUCCAAGCUACAGGAGAACUGCAUCAAGUGUCAAAGACAUCUAAUGAGAAGGAAGAUAAAACAAACGAAGUCGGAAGCUCUGAUGAUGCGAAAUGGGAAUGUGGUUCUUGUCAUGUAUCAAGUAACAGUUCAAACAAGACAUGUCCAGAGUGUGGCGCUCCAAGGGAGGAGAAUAACGGAGAGAUCAACAAACAAGAGAUUUGUAAUACCGAAGAAAAGCAAGAGACUCCAGAACCUGAUUCAACUGUUUCAGAGGACAAAGACUCAUCAAAACCAGACCAGUCCGGAUUUUUGUUUGGGACACAAUCAAUCUCUUCGCUGUCUUUUAGCGACGUAGGGAAGGUAGGCAUUUUUGACCAAGCGCCGUCUUCAUCUGAAGCCUUUUCUUUUAAAGGACUGAACGAUCAGAAACCAGUUGAAGAGAAAGCAGAAGAUGAUGAUCACGACGAUGAAUACCAUCAUGAUGUUUCUGGUGACCACAUUCACUUUGAACCAAUCAUCGCAUUACCAGAGAAAAUAAAGGCUGUCACAGGAGAAGAAAACGAAGAGGUUGUCUUCAAAGAACGGGCAAAACUAUACCGCUACGACAAGGAACUAAAGCAAUGGAAAGAAAGAGGCGUCGGUGAGAUCAAAAUACUUACAGGAAAGGGCCAUUCUCGUAUUGUCAUGAGGCGUGAUCACAUACAUAAACUUUGUGCUAACCAUCUUAUAACCAUCAAUAUGACGUUGGCUGCGAAUAAUUCCGAUCGCUCGUGGAUUUGGCAAACCCUWGCUGAUAUCUCUGAAGAACAACCGAAGGAAGAGAUGUUGGCAGUUCGAUUCAAGACCGCUGAAAACGCCCAAGAAUUUAAGAAGAAGUUCGAAGAAUGUAGAGAUACCUUGGAUUCACCAGAUGUGGCCACUGUUGAAGCAGAUGAAAGUUCCGAAGAAUCCAGUGAAAAGGAGGAGCCAAGUUUGAAAGAGAAUGAGGAAAAAGGUAUAAGAGAUCACCAAGAAAAUGCUUCAGAAAGCACUCAGGAAGUUCCAUCUUCAUCGACGUCACCAUUAAAAGAAGCCAUGAUGCCAACAGAUAGUACUCAGUUGGUAGCUGGAUCGCUGUCUACAGCUACGAAAGAGGCGUUCCAUAGCUUCAAGACUGUCAAGAAAGAAGUUAAACAGUUUAGCAGUACCACAACCAGUGGACACAGAACUGAACAAUCUGCCAUUGCUAAUUCGUAUCAGGAACAAAACGUGGUGCAAACAGAUGGCACAAAGAUAGAGGAAAGUCGACAAAUGGCGUCCUUUGCUUUGCAAGAGAAAAAGAUCACUUCAUCUGGUGAAGAGAACCCAUUCCAAUCUCCACCCUUUUCACUGGGAGCUCGAGGAAUGAUGCAGCCUUCCAUUUUUAACCAAGAGCUCUUUUCCAGAACAACCCAGCCUUCUUUUUUCAGUCACGAAAUUAUGUCCAGACAGGGUGCAGGCCUAUUCGGGCGUCAACCAGUUUUUCCAACACCGUCGCUAGAUUCUACGAAUCAAAUGUUAGGAGCCCAAAGUUUUACUGACCAGCCCGACUCCUCCCAAGGGCCUGAUACUGCAAGUAUGAACCAAGAAACGGGACCUCAAGAUGUCCAACAAACUGAAACUCGCAGUGUAGAGAUGACACAGAAUAUCUCGUCCUCUGUUGUUACCUCGAGUGGAAGUAACGUAAUCUCGUGUUCGCCAGAAAUUACCAAGAUGCUACAGGAGAUCCAAGAUAAAGAUCAAAACAAUAUCAAAGAUUAGCAACUUCCCUCGUGUUUGGGAAGUUAGAAUUGAACUUAUUCAGCAUAGUAACAGUUUUCACGCGCGCCUAUUUAUUGAAUAAGGGGAAAUAAGAUAGGAUAGAAAGUUAGAAAUAUAAGUACUUAGUACUUAUAACUACUUAGAGCAGUUUUUGUAUGACUGUGAAAAGCUUGCGGCACGAACACGGUCAUAACACGGUAAGGUAUGCGCCAAUCCAGUCACACUGCGCGAUAAUUUACUCAUCAUCCAAUCAAAUGCCCGAAACAUGGCGCGAUCAGGGCGCGGACACGGUCACGCCAAAGUCGCGGCACUGCCAGACCAAUCAAAUUGCGCGAGAAAAAAAAAAUAGCCAAUUUAAAUUCUAGAAAACAUCACGGUCACGAAAUGGGACGCAUACGACACUGCGCUUUUCACAGUCAUACGAAAACUGCUCUACUUGACAAUGCAACCUAAGCACUUCGUAGUUUCCCUUGAUGGACAGUUGAUUUGAAUACAUAUCCUUUGUUUUUGUYCGUUCAACUGUUUAUGCCUACUUCAACCAAAAGGGUGUAACAAAGAUAGAGAUAAAAUUGGCCAAAAUAACAGGGUACAGAAUAGCGGGGUUGGAGUAUAUUUUAGAAAACGUUUUGCCAGCACUAAAAUCUUUAGUUGGUUAUGUUUAUUAAUUCUAUAAAUGCAUCAAUUGUUCCACGCUACUAGUCAAAAAGUUGGACCAUGGGCUGUAAAGAUUGCUAUAUUUUUGUAUAUUCGAUUUGGAAUUAGCUUAAUGCUACUUGAAUAUUAUAUAGCAAUAUUUACGACCCAUGAUCCCAAUUUUUGACCCCUUGAGCAUGCGCUUAGAGCAGUAGCGCAAAACUCUUGAAGCAUGUAUAGCAUAGGGUCGCAAAUUAAUUCCCAAGCAUAGAAAUCUGCCUGCUCUAAUCAUGCGCAUUAUUUAAGCAUCAAAACAGUUUUGUUUUCGCGAUAUCGUGUAUAUUUUUAUAUUGUAUAUUAUACAUAACAUAGGUAUUUUUCAAAUUGGCGGUUUUACAUCUUUUCGAAAAAAUCGAUAAAUUAUGAACCAAAAUAUUCAUCAGAGAAUAUCUUGAUGGAAAUUUUCAAAGUCGCGAAAACAAAGCUGUGAUAUGCCAAAGCUAUAUCUAAUGGUAUAAUAUUAGGGGAAAAUGAAAUAUUUUUUGUAAUAAAGUUCACUUCACACUCUU
This is a messenger RNA of Actinia tenebrosa (Australian red waratah sea anemone), 13215 nucleotides long. Its product is annotated as E3 SUMO-protein ligase RanBP2. Gene Ontology annotation, biological process: intracellular transport. The record is from RefSeq and is a predicted model, not a curated record. Gene Ontology annotation, molecular function: GTPase activator activity; protein binding. Lineage: Eukaryota; Metazoa; Cnidaria; Anthozoa; Actiniaria; Actiniidae. Gene Ontology annotation, cellular component: nuclear pore; cytoplasm.